This is a messenger RNA of Theileria equi strain WA, 2127 nucleotides long. RefSeq lists its product as hypothetical. Lineage: Eukaryota; Apicomplexa; Aconoidasida; Piroplasmida; Theileriidae. The transcript has a single exon. The record is from RefSeq and is a predicted model, not a curated record. Bases 1 to 2127 code for a protein of 708 amino acids.
AUGAGAAUAAUUAGGCCCACUCAUGUUUAUAUUAAAAGGGUUGUGGCUGUCAAGAGCCCUCACAAGCUCAAUGGUUUGAUGAAGAAGUUGGCAGUAGCCCAUCUCGGAAAGAGUUGCGCAAUUAAAGAUUUGCUGAAUGUGCAGAGAGAUGAAGGGGCUUUAGAUGUAUGCAAGGGAGCAUUAUUGGAUCUUUCAUUAUAUACGGAUACACAGGUUGCCCAUGCAACCAGCUUUUUUGUGCAUCUGGUCACUUGCGGCUUGUGGCGAUCACAUCCACAUGUGCACAGGCUUUUGAGCAUUUCAAUGUCUCAGAGUGGAAGUAACAUUAAUCAGAGGUUGAUUCUUGAGGCCAUGAAGGCGUGCAAUGUGGUCCUCUCUACUAAAGGUUUACCUGGGAGUGGUACCCUAGAGACCAUCGGGGAGUAUAUCGAGACUAUGCUAGAAAGGGUGGAAUCUCCGUGUGCUGAUUUUGCAGAGGUCCUAUACAGUUUAAAGGUAAAAAAUGCACGAUUUACAGACUUGUUAGUGAGGGAACUCAAGGAAUCUGCAGUUUACAUGGACAACUCCAGACUUGUUGGAAUUCUGGGAUAUCUCCUGCAUGCAGACUGUCAUCCCAGGGAACCCAUUUAUGAUGCCAUAAACAUUCUAUCAGAGUGUAAAGAUUGGAACAUUUUGCUGCGGGUGAUUGACCUCUUGUGGACUUUUAAGGUGGAUCAUGUUGGAUUUAUUGAACACGUGGUAAACAUGUGCAUAGAUGAAGAUGGCUCAGGUUCACCCAUGGACUAUUUGGAUACAAGAGACAUUUGCAUGAUAUUUGAUGUAAUGGGAGCAUUGGGAUAUGCGCAGGGUAAACUUGCAAAUGCAUUUUUUUCGAGGUAUGGACAUGAAUCUUGGAAGAAUGACUCUGCCUGCAAGAUAUAUAGGAGUACGAAAUAUUGUACGUCUCUAGAUCUUUUGGCUCUUUUGCAAGCUCUAGGAGAGUCUGAUUCCACACUGGUGAAUUUAGAUGCAUGGCGUAAUACCCUGUUGGUGAACCUUACCCUCCGCUUAAAAAGGAUUGAAAGGCACGGGAAAAGGUACGAUGCAUCUGUAUUCACACGUUUAUUCUCUCUACUCUCGAGGAUGGAGCCUAGACAUAUUCCACGUAAUGAAGCAGUGCAUUGGGCUGAAUCCGCUCCCUCAACUCUCCACUCUUUGGAUGCAUCCCUGAGUCUUGUAAAUGGAUACAUAAUGUGCCACUACUUUGAGAGCCAGAGCAUUAAGCCCAUUUUCCAGCAUAUACAUUCCUUGUGUAAAUAUGCUGCGCAAUUACCAGGACUUGUAUCGUACAUUAUACACUCUAGCAAGAGGGGGAGUAAAAAUAAUGUGCACAGGAUAAUUCAAGCUGCCCAGGACCGUACUGAAGAGUUUGUCUAUGAUACGUCCGUAAGAUCGAAUUACAAGCUUAUGAAAAAGUCUGGAAUGGUGAAGGAAAAGACAGUUAAAUGCUCAAUAGAUCCUCUAGAGACCCCUCUGGUAUACCCUCAAACUGUGCUUCCUGACUCUGCACAGUUUGGCAACCUAAUGGAACGCAAGUUUAUAAACAGCACAAAAAGGCCGAGCUUACAAGAGUGUUUGUAUACACUGAGAAGCCUUUAUAGAACUCUGCAUAUUUACGCAUCGCUGCAUGGCAUAAAUAAUCUGCCUUUUGAGACCCUUGGGGCGAUUCAAGAUUUUUUAAAGGCCUAUGAUACUGCCAUAGAUCUUCUAGACUCUAAAUUUGAGGCAGAGUACAAGUUUGAACCUGCGAAAAAUACUAGGAAACGCGAGUAUUCAAAAAUUCGAUUAAAUUGGGACCACUUUGUGGAGGACUAUCAAGAGGCGAUACGAAUAUCACAAGAGCCAAAAUAUCGCAAAACCAAUUUGGUAAUGCCUGAUAAUGCUGUGUACAAGCAAUCGCUACAACUUUUUAAUGAUGCAAUGGGAAGAAUUUCAGGAGGAAACACAGGCGUACGCAAAACUCCCAAAUCAUCAGAUAUGCACAUUCAAGUUGCCAGCUCUUUAAAAGCUUGCACAGACCACGAUCUUUACUUUGAAGAACCUGUGGGACCGUAUUUUGUGGAUAUUUUAAUGCGAGUUGGACAAUGA